CUGCAAAAUUUGUUUUUAGGAACAUAUUAUUCAAACCGGCCGUGGGUCCGUGUCUGUAAUCGUGUAUGGAGACCAAGAAAAGCCACCCUUGAUUACAUAUCCAGAUUUAGCUCUAAAUCAUAUGUUGUGUUUUCAAGGGCUAUUCUUCUGUCCCGAAGCCGCUUCAUUGCUUCUUCAUAACUUCUGCAUUUAUCACAUCAGUCCACCUGGACAUGAGUUAGGGGCAGCAGCCGUAUGUCCCGAUGAUCCUAUUCUAUCUGUCGACGAUCUUUGUGAUCAGAUUCUUGAGGUCUUCAAUUAUUUUUGGCUUGGUUCCGUGAUGUGCAUGGGGGCAAUGGCGGGUGCAUAUAUUCUCACUCUCUUUGCGAUAAAGUAUAGAGACAGAGUUACUGGUUUAAUACUUGUUUCUCCUCUUUACAAAGCACCUUCAUGACCGAAUGGCUUUACAAUAAGGGGAAUAUUGUCAACACAUAUGACAACAAAAGACAAAGGUCAAAAAGCUGAAAUGAACAGUGACACGCCAGAAAGCAGUGUUCAGCAGUAACAGCAGGCAAAUGUCAACUAUAAGGGACAAUAAGCAUUAAUAUCUUAUGAAAACCCUUGCACCAAAAAGUUUAGUACUCUCCAAACACAUAAUCCAUACUCAUAUGCUAAAAAAAAGGCUUCUCAAAAACUGAAAACCCUUUUCACAAAAAAGUAUAGUACUUUUCAACACAGGAAUUCAAACUCAUAUGCUCAAAAACAGGCUGCUCAAAAAUAGAAUUGUUGUCUUAUAUCCAGCAGUCUAGAAAAUUCCUCAAAAAUAUUGAGGUGCCACCCCUAUAUAAUCCAUGAAACAAUUUGGACAAUCACACUUAACUCUAUUCUUCAUUCUCUCUUCUUUAACAAAUGUCUAAACCGGAUACCUCAUCUGCUUCUGCAAUGUCAAAAAAGGAUUGCUCAUCAGCUGCACCAUUGCCUUCAAUCAUACCUCCAUCCGAGAUUACUUUCUUGAAGGAUUUACAUCCUUCAAGGUCAGAGUUUACCAUCAAAAUCCGUGUCCUAAGAGCAUGGAAUCGAAUGAGUUUCAAAAAUGAGAACGAAAUUUAUGCUCUUGAGAUGUUGGUGGUUGAUGAAGAGGGUACUCGACGUCAAGGGACAUGUUUGAAAACUUUUCUAAAGAAGUUUGGUCCCCUCCUUCAAGAAGGGUCUACUGUGAUAAUCAAAAAUCCUACUCUUGGGGACAAUCUCUCUUCGUUUAAAUACGUCGAUUGCCCUCACAAGAUAUGUCUUUAUUAUGAUUCUAAAGUCAUAAAAUGCAAUGACUUUUUGGGUUCUGAUAAUGGGUUUUCAUUCACUCCAUUUUCUUCAAUUUUGGACAAAACAUUUCAGAAUACUCAACCCAUAGAUGUUAUUGGAGAUGUUUGUGUUUGUUACGACACGGAAUCUUUCACCGGUAAAAAUGGGAAAGAAUCAGUUAAAAGAACUAUGCAGCUUGAAGAUAAAGAGGGCAAUAAAAUAUAUGUGACUCUGUGGGACUCAUACGUACAUCAGUUUAAUCAUUACAUCUCACAAAAUCCUGGUGUUACCCGUGUUGUUCUAAUUAUCCAGUUUGGCAAGUUGUCUUGGUUUAAAGAUAAACCGUAUGUCUCAAAUUCAUAUACGGUAACAAAGGUAUUCAUAAAUCAUGAUUUUAGUGAGAUUCAAGAAUUCAAGACAAGGGGACCGUAUCGUACACCGGAGAUAACCAAACCCCUAAUGAUGCUGCUGACAAGAGCAUAGGAAAACGCCCGGUUAGUUCAGAAAGCAAUGAAACUAAGAAAGAUGCUCGUCUUGAACUCAAACGAAAUCUGAAAGAGGUGUACGAUGUUGAAGAUAAUGAUUGUGCAUCUGCUACAAAAGCUAGCCCAACGAUCCAGCCUAUUCAAGUUCAAGAUGGCAAGUUUGAUUUUCUCAUUCCCAAGCUGGAAAAAUAAUUAUAUCAAGUGUGGUUGUGUGGUUGUUUUGUUUAUGUGUUUUUUUCCAGAAGACUUAUUUUAGGUUUUGGGAUUUGUGGCAUUUUAACUGUUGGUUUUUGAAAUGUUGAACAACUUAUGAUCGUUAUUGUUAUUUCAAUGACUAGCAAUCUUGUAUUGCGUUUGGUGUGUUA
Messenger RNA from Helianthus annuus (common sunflower), 2128 nucleotides. RefSeq names its product replication protein A 70 kDa DNA-binding subunit A-like. The transcript is spliced from 12 exons. The record is from RefSeq and is a predicted model, not a curated record. Bases 889 to 1761 code for a protein of 290 amino acids. Lineage: Eukaryota; Viridiplantae; Streptophyta; Magnoliopsida; Asterales; Asteraceae.